GUAUGGCCUCUUCAUUACUGGGAUCUAGUGAAGACGGGGUAUCCUGUCCCCUGUGUAUCAGUGUGUACGAAGAUCCAAGGACAUUGCCGUGUGGACACACGUUCUGCUCAAACUGCUUGCAAAGCCACAUAUCUGCCUCUAUCAGUCCUGACAAAACCUUUAGAUGUCCUAUGUGCAUGCGUUCCAUCAACAUCCCAGAUGAUAAAAAAGAAGCCAACACAUGUGCCUCACUGUUUCCCCUCAAUGUGGCCUUAACCCGCGCCAUAGAUGAAGUGAAGCAGUUGAAACGACGUGAGUUGACCAGCUGGUGUUGA
Gigantopelta aegis is the source of this 314-nucleotide messenger RNA. Its product is annotated as tripartite motif-containing protein 59-like. The transcript has a single exon. NCBI's taxonomy places the organism in Eukaryota, Metazoa, Mollusca, Gastropoda, Neomphalida, Peltospiridae. The annotation marks the transcript as partial. The record is from RefSeq and is a predicted model, not a curated record. Gene Ontology annotation, molecular function: metal ion binding.